AUGGCUAGGCGAAAAAGUUUAAACAAACGUUUAUCUAGAUACAAUAGACGCAGUGCUGGUUCUGCUAUUCUAGAUCCCGAUACGGAAACUUUGGGCUCUGAAUAUCCAUAUUGGUGGAAAAAUGUAGAAACUGACACAAUAGUACGACCAUCCGCAGGUUCAAGUAUAUUAAAUCAGACAAGUCGUCAUUUAAAUUCUGACUCAGAAAUAGAAGCAAGCCAAGUUGGGAAUGAAUGGUGGAAGGUGUUGGAAGGUUCGAAUAUGUCAGAUUUAUUAAAAAUAAAAAUGAACGUUAAGACUGCUGAAAAAGGUGCCGCUAAUAACAACAAUACACCAACGUCAGAGUCUGAAGAAGAAGUGAAAAAAGCAAAAACAAGGUUUACAGUGCAUUCAAAAACAAAAAGGGACAAAAGUAAUGUUUUUUUAAAUGCUUCGAACGAUUCUGCAGCAACAACUACAACUGAACUUGGGCAAAUAGAGAAAAGAAAAAGUUGUACGGCAGUUGCUAAUUUGAAGCGUAUAAACAAACUAGGGGAAAAUAGUUUGAAUCAAAGCGAAAAAAGCAAUGAAAUUUUAAAGUCAAAGCCUAAAAUAUUUCAUAAAAAGUAUGGAAAUAAAGAUAAAAAUGUAUUUUUGGAUAUAUUAAAAGAAAGCAAGUUAGAAACUUCCUCAAAGGCAAAGAGUAAUAAUAAGUUGCAAACAGCAACAGAAGCUCCGGUGGAGCCAGAUCACUUUGCAUUAUCUUUCAAGAAUGAAAAUGUUAUUCCACAUUUGCCUGUACCUAAAGCACAAAGUACAAUACUAAAAAGUAAUACUUCAUCUGGACAUAGUAACAAGAGUAGCAAUAAUAGCGAUAUAGCUGAUAAAGUACUGAAAAGAAAGUCUAAAUUGUUAACACGUCAUAACGAAGGAAAUGUGAAAAGAAAUCUAUUUGAAAAUGCAUUUGAAGACCUAGAAUCGACCGGCGAAGUAAGAAAAAGCGAGUUCGUUGGUGAAAUUCUCGAAGAAUCUGUAAAAUCUUCAAGAAUCUCUGAAGCAUCGGGAAAAAAUGUUGGAGAGAAACACGAACGCGCAACUUCACCAGUGCAAAAUGUUAAUCUAUUUAGCAAAAGCAACAUAUUGGCCAAUACUUGUGCUACAUCGAGUGAUACAUCCGAUCUAAGCCGAGAUUCUAGGCGCGUUUCAAAGUCAAAGACAAAAUUUUUCACCAGGCCACGCAAACAUCAGGCGCAGAAUCGUUUUCAGAACAUAUUCGAAGAAAGCGACGAUAUCGAUGUGUUUGCAACAUCUAAAGCGAAGGUUUCGUUAAAUCUACCAGAAGAAGAAAAUUCCGCGUUGAAUAAUAUCGAGUUUGUUCAAUUGGGAAACGAAAGAGAGGGAGAUGAUAGUGAAAGCAGCAAAGAAAGUAUAUACUUAUAUUGGAAAUCGUCAAACACUUGGAGCGACGUAGGAGUUUCGGAAACAGCGGUGGAUAAUCUUUCCACGAAUAAAGCAGAAGAUAGAAGAAGCUCGAAAAGACGUUCGGGCAGAUUAGAUAGCUUGCACAGGCAACUAUUUUUGCACGGUGCGAGCAAAGUAUCGGAACAAGAAGAUGUUGAAACGAGUCGAAGAAGGAAAAGCAGGAAUAAUAUGGAAAAUGAACCAGCUGAAGCUACCCAUGUUUCUCCAAGGCGAAGCGUUCAUUCGAGAGAAGAUAAAAGUGUACCGCGACAGAGUAGCAGGAAGAAAAGUAGAACCUGGAAAGAAUCAAUUUCCCCUGUUGAAAUAGAGGAGGAUGUACCAGUCGAAAGCGAAGAAGAUAUCUCGAAGAGGCGAAGCGAUCGUUUGAGCAAAUCGAAGAAGCAUUCACUUCGACUAUUUGAGAGUGAGACCGAAGCAGAAGAAACUGAAGUGGAUAGUCCGAAAGAGAGUAGCAGGAGGAAAAGUGGAACGCAGAAAAUAUCGGUUUCCCCUGCUGAUAUAGACGACGAUGUACCAGUCGAAAGUGAAGAAGAUAUCUCGAAGAAGCGAAGCGAUCGUUUGAGCAAACCGAAAAAAUAUUCACUUCGACUUGUUGAGAGUGAGACCGAAGCAGAAGAAACUGAAGUGAAUAGUCCGAGAGAGAGUAGCAGGAGGAAAAGUGGAACGCAGAAAAAGUCAGUUUCCCCUGUUGAAAUAGAGGAGGAUGUAUCAGUUGAAAGUGAAGAAGAUAUCUCGAAGAAGCGAAGCGAUCGUUUGAGCAAGUCGAAAACUGUGAGUAAGACCGAAGCAGAAGAAACUGAGGUGAAUAGUUGGAAGGAGAGUAGCAGGAGGCAAAGUAUUCCACGGAAAGAAUCAGUUUCCCCUGUUGAAAUAGAGGAGGAUGUACCAGUCGAAAGCGAAGAAGAUAUGUCGAAGAGGCGAAGCGAUCGUUUGAGCAAAUCGAAGAAGCAUUCACAUAGAUUUAUUGCGAGUGAGAUUGAAGGAAACGAAACUGAAGUAGAUAGUCUGAAAGAGAGUAGCAGGAGGAAAAGUGUAACGCAGAAAAAAUUCGUUUUCCCUGCUGAAAUAGAAGAUGACGUACCAGUCGAAAGGGAAGAAGAUAUGUCACAGAGGCGAAGCGAUCGUUUGAGUAAAUCGAAGAAGCAUUCACAUAGACUUAUUGCGAGUGAGAUUGAAGGAAAAGAAACUGAAGUAGAUAGUCUGAAAGAGAGUAGCAGGAGGAAAAGUGUAACGCAGAAAAAAUCCGUUUUCCCUGCUGAAAUAGAAGAUGACGUACCAGUCGAAAGCGAAGAAGAUAUGUCGAAGAGGCGAAGCGAUCGUUUGAGCAAAUCGAAGAAGCAUUCACAUAGACUUAUUGCGAGUGAGAUUGAAGGAAAAGAAACUGAAGUAGAUAGUCUGAAAGAGAGUAGCAGGAGGAAAAGUGUAACGCAGAAAAAAUCCGUUUUCCCUGCUGAAAUAGAAGAUGACGUACCAGUCGAAAGCGAAGAAGAUAUGUCGAAGAGGCGAAGCGAUCGUUUGAGCAAAUCGAAGAAGCAUUCACAUAGACUUAUUGCGAGUGAGAUUGAAGGAAAAGAGACUGAAGUAGAUAGUCUGAAAGAGAGUAGCAGGAGGAAAAGUGUAACGCAGAAAAAAUCCGUUUCCCCUGCUGAAAUAGAAGAUGACGUACCAGUCGAAAGCGAAGAAGAUAUGUCGAAGAGGCGAAACGAUCGUUUGAGCAAAUCGAAGAAGCCUUCGCUUCGAAGCACUAGGGAGACACCUGAAAAGGAAGACGGUGAGAAUAGUCUGCUGCGGAGGAAUAUUAGUCAGAAUAAAGUGUUAAGGGCAUCAGUUUCGUCUGUUAUGGAAGGGAAUGGAAGAACGAGAGCUUCGAAAAGUAUUUCGAAGGGAGAAAAGGAAAGUUUGGACAAAGCAGGAAAAAGACGGACGUUGAGUAGCAGAAAGGAAUCGGAACCGGAGGAAGGUGAAAGCACGGCGGCGAAAAGGCAAAAAAGAAGUUGGAACAGAUCGGUUUCGAAUAUCGGCAUAAAUGAAACUGAUCAAGAUGAUAAUACUAAGAGAAGGAGCAAUCGUGGGAAUAUAUCAGAGAAGCAAGCGGAUAGUAGUAAGCUUGCUGGCGAAAGUCAAGACGAGAAUUUAACCGUACGGAAAGAAAGGAAAUCAGUUGUAGAUAAAUUGAACGUAGAAAAAGUGAAAGAAGAUGCGAACAGAGAGAGUAAAGGUUUAAAUAGCCCAGCAAAAGGACGAAGAAGUACGAAGAAGAAGUCUAAAACACGAUUUAGCAGUUUGAAUUCGGAUACUGUUAACGAUAGAAGAGAUAUAAGUAUUUCGAAGGUGGACGACGAUAACGAUGUAAAGGAACGGGAGGAAAAUGCUUGGAACGUGUCUCACGAGAAAGGAAUAGAAAACGAAGCGGCGCGUACCAGUAAGGGGCAACACGUUUCAGGGAGUCCGAGCGGAGUGUCCGGUAAAAUGUUGAAAAGCAACGUUUCGAAAGGGCAGAAAAGUAUCAAAAGCUUCUUCGAUUCGGUUAAAAGGUUACCACCGUCGCUGGAGCUUGAAAAGGAGGGAACGGUAGCAGAGAUAAAUAAGAAAUUGGAGAAAGUGAAAGAAUGGGUGAUGGUUGGCGUGAACACGGGGAAAAAUAAAGAUGAGAGAGAGGGAUUGGCGAGAGGGAAGAAAGUGAAGGAGGACGGUGAGAAGAGGAAGAAGGUGACAUCGGAAAAGCAGCGGCCAGCAGCGAAACAAAUUCACAAAGCCUUCUUGGUGAACGGGCAAAUGUACAGAGUGCCACGGCUUCCCCGUCCGAAGCACUGGAUCACGGAUCGUCUCUACAAGUACCUGUGGAAACGCCUGGAACCGAAGUACAAGCUGCAAACGAGAGUGGUGUCUGAAAAAUUUAUCAUCCAGUUGUCGAACGUAACGACGUUAAUCGCGAAGCAUAAAUCGUACGAGAAAUACAAAGUGGAACUGUUGGCGUUGAUGAAAGAAAUGGCACGGCUCGAUCUGAUUCGUACUCGAAACGAUUUUUAUAAUUUUUGCCACGAGUUCUUUCCGUACGAGCUUCGCAUUAAGACGAUGCCAAUGCUGUUGCCGGGAAACGAGAUAAAUAUACCGUACGACGCGAGUACGUUACACGUGCCCCUUUUGUACGUUUAA
Messenger RNA from Habropoda laboriosa, 4617 nucleotides. Its product is annotated as synaptonemal complex protein 1-like. NCBI's taxonomy places the organism in Eukaryota, Metazoa, Arthropoda, Insecta, Hymenoptera, Apidae. The coding region runs from base 1 to 4617 and encodes 1538 amino acids. The record is from RefSeq and is a predicted model, not a curated record. The transcript is spliced from 4 exons.